CAUAGGCGGAAGCCAUGUUGGAUCUCAAUAUGUGAUAAGUGUCAAUUUUCAUUGUAUGAAAGUGACGGGUGAUGAAUAAACCGACACUUUCUUCAUCAUGAUUAUUCGUGCCAACCAAAGAACAGUAUAAAUGGCACUGAAAAAAGUGAAAGGGACUCUUGAAAGGGCCCUAGACAAGAAUGUACAAGAUCUUGUCCGGGGAAUACGCAACCACAAGGAAACUGAGAGUAAAUACAUUGCAGAAUGUGUAGAUGAAAUCAAGCAGGAAUUAAAACAAGAAAACUUGGCAGUUAAAGCCAAUGCAGUCAACAAGCUGACCUAUCUUCAGAUGCUCGGGUAUGACAUCAGUUGGGCUGCUUUCAAUAUUAUUGAGGUUAUGAGCUCUACAAAAUUCACUUUCAAGCGAGUUGGUUACCUUGCUGCCUCGCAAUGUUUUCAUGAUGGUACAGAUGUACUCAUGUUAACAACAAACAUGAUAAGAAAGGAUCUCAGCAGUCAACAGAUGUAUGAUGCUGGAGUCGCCUUGAAUGGUCUUUCAUGCUUCAUUACGAGUGAUCUUGCCCGGGACUUGGCAAAUGAUAUAAUGACUCUGAUGGCCUCUUCACGUCCACACUUAAGAAAAAAGGCUGUUCUCAUUAUGUACAAGGUGUUUCUCCAGUUCCCGGAAGCUCUUCGUCCAGCUUUCCACAGGCUCAAGGAAAAGCUUGAAGAUCCUGAUCCAGGUGUCCAGUCAGCAGCUGUGAAUGUGAUAUGUGAAUUAGCUAGGAAGAACCCAAAGAACUAUCUGUCUCUUGCUCCACUCUUCUUCAAACUGAUGACCAGUUCCACUAAUAACUGGGUUCUUAUCAAGAUCAUUAAACUGUUUGGUGCUCUAACUCCUCUAGAACCGCGCUUGGGCAAGAAGCUCAUUGAACCUCUCACUAACCUUAUCCAUAGCACUUCUGCCAUGUCUUUGCUCUAUGAAUGCAUUAACACUGUGAUAGCAGUACUCAUUUCUAUAUCUUCAGGCAUUCCCAACCACACUGCCUCGAUCCAGUUAUGUGUUCAGAAGUUGAGGAUAUUGAUUGAAGAUUCUGAUCAAAACUUGAAGUAUUUAGGGCUACUAGCAAUGUCAAAGAUCCUGGCCACACACCCAAAGAGUGUCCAGGCACACAAAGACCUUGUGAUGCAGUGUCUGGAUGACAAAGAUGAAUCCAUCCGCUUGAGAGCACUCGACCUGUUGUAUGGAAUGGUGUCGAAGAAGAACCUGAUGGAGAUCGUCAAGAAGCUGAUGGUUCACAUGGACAAGGCCGAAGGUUCCCACUACCGGGAUGAGCUGCUCGCCAAGAUCGUGCUCAUCUGUAGUCAGUCCAACUACCAGUAUGUUACCAACUUUGAAUGGUAUGUGAGCAUCUUGGUGGAGUUGACUCGGAUGGAGGGUACGAGACACGGGAAGAUGAUUGCGUCUCAGAUGCUGGAUGUUGCAAUACGGGUACAGGCAAUAAGACACUUUGCGGUGUCACAGAUGGCUAUUCUGUUGGAGAACUCACAUGCACUAGCUAACAACUCCCAGAGGAAUGGUAUCUGCGAGGUGUUGUAUGCUGCAGCGUGGAUUUGUGGAGAGUUUUCCGAACACCUUCAGAAUCCAAAAGCCACGUUAGAGUACAUGCUUCGGCCAAAGAUCACAACACUGCCUGGCCACAUCCAGAGUGUGUACGUGCAGAACAUCAUCAAGCUGUACAGCAAGGUGGUGAUGAAGGGCGAGGUGGAGGAGGAUGCGGAACUCAUCAAGGAGGUCAACCAGCUGCUGCUAGACAAACUGCCAAUCUUCGUGCAGAGCUCAGAUCUCGAGGUCCAGGAGAGGGCCUGCACGAUGCUACAGUUGGUGAAGUACACAAGUAAACUGCAGGACAAGGGGGUGAAAGUAGCCGAUGAACUGGAGUCUCUGUCGGCUGGAGAUCUCAACCCAGUCGCUCUCAAAGCUCAGCGCAAAGUUCCAGUUCCAGAAGGCCUUGACCUGGAUGCCUAUAUCAAUCGUCCUCCAUCAGACAGCUCUGAUGAUGAUAUACAGGGUGCUUCAUUCUUCACCAUGUCAACAGACGAACACAGACCUACAUACCAGUAUGAAGGUGAUAAUAAAGUAUACGAACCAACAGAGGAUGAGCUUGAGAAGCUUCGUGAAGCAAGGAAGUUUGAGGUAGAACACAAUCCACAUUAUUUGAAAGGAGAAACAAAGAGAAAGGGUAAAAAGUAUGAUGCAUCAAAUAUAGAUGACAUUCCAGUUGCUAGGAUAGAUCUUUCAGUUCCUCUGCAUGUGCCUGGCGUAUCACCAUCUGACAAAUACUUGAUGUUGCCAAGCUCUGAAAGGAAGGGUAAGAAAUCUAAGAAAGGUAAAAAGAAGAGAAAGAAGGGAGGUCACGGGGGUACCGAGUCGGAUGAAGAUGUCGAAGCUAUGCAUGCUGUGAGCACAGUUGUCGACAUGCCUGAGGGUGUCAAUUUAUCAGACAAAGAUGAUAAUGAUGACAAUUUGACGGAUCCUUUCCGCAAGCUUGAUAUUAAUUUAGAUGAACCACUACGAGAUGACGAGAAGCUCCCGAUACGAACACACCACAUUGUUCCAGAAUCUAGUCAAGAUAGAGACCUAGACGCAGAAGAGCACAAGAAGAAAUCCAAAAAGAAACAUAAAAAAGACAAAGAAAAAACAAAAAAGAAAGAUAAGGGAACGAAGGAGAGGAAGAGAUCAAAGUCAGGCCACAAGGAGAAGGACCAGCCCAGUCUGCUUCUAGCAACCAGUGGCAUGGAAAAUGGAGUUGAGACCGCAGUAAAUGAAAAUGCUGGAGAUUUCAAGAGUGUUGUCGAUAACAUAGCUCCAUCAGAUAAGAUAGAGGAUAUAGAGUUCUGGUUGUCGGGUAGUGACGCAGCAGCCACCCCGUCGCCGUCAAAGGAGGAGAAGACGGUUGAAAAUCAUGUGUCUCACUCGCCGGAGAUCACCGUCAAUGAUGUGUUGUCAACCGAGGAAGAUGACAAUGUUAAAAUCAGUGAAGAGAAAUCCAAGAAAAAGAAGAAAGAGAAACGAACAAGUACAAAAGAUAAAAAGUUGAAGAAGGAAAAAAAGAAACGAGAGAAAGAGAAGAGGAAUGAAUAUGAAGAACCUGAGGGAAUAACAACUCCUUCAAAAGAGAAUCUUUCUAUAUCCCAGCUGGGGACACCCAUGGAAACUAAACUACCUCCCAUGUCUAGUUAUAAAUUGCUAGGAGAAAAUGCAUCCAUAAAAAUGACUUACGAAACCCGAGUGACACACCAGAGAAGUGAUCAAAUUAUUGUGUCCAUUAUUUUCAACAACCUCACAUCGCAUCAUGUGAAAGACAUGGAAUUCAACGUCUUGGACACCUUGAAUACCAAGCUUAUCAGAGGGAUGGGUCAGAGUCACCAUGAUGCUGUGAAGGUUCCGUUUACUCUUCUUCCUGGAUCUCAGAACGAGGGACAAUUCGCUUUCUCUAUAGACAGCAUCACCAUGCCACAGAGGAUGCGUGGCACACUCACAUACAUUGUAAAGUCUGAUGAAGGUUCUACGCAUGACAAACUUGACUUCAAAAUCAAUUUACCUUGCAGCUCUUACCUUAUGACCACCCCAUGCAAAAGUGCUGACUUCGCUACAUUGCUGGGAAGUGGAGACUUGUCUGCAAAAAGUUCAGUGAACAUUACGCCAGUAGAUACAGAAUUUUCUCAUAUUAUAGCCAAGUUGUGUUUCUUCCUACAUUUUAGACUUGUGGAGCAAGUUGAGAAGAGUGCAUCGCUUUACAGCAAAACAAUACAAGAUCACCCUGUCUGUUUACUUGUGAAAAUGAACGAUGGCUCUGUUUCCUUGGAUGGAAAAAGUACAGAUGGAACACUCCUGUCGAAUGUUUUGGAUGAUGCAAAACAGUUGUUAACAGACACUUCCUAACAUUGUUGUGUGAUUUAUUUAUCUGUACAGACUUGUGAUAGAAUUGUGACUUGUGAUCCCCUGAAGUCGGUGCAUCGAAAACACUUCAGGGAAAGCAGGGUGUAAAAAGUGUAUGUUGGGUCACUCGUAUGAUAGCAAAUUGUUGUGGAUUAUGAAAUAUUCUGUGGUGAUGCUAAACCAAUAUUCCUUUCAGUAGUGGAAAUAUUAUCUUCAGUGGUUUUCAGAUAUGUAAUAACAAUAUCUCUAGGUCUGUGAUAGUUUCAUAGACUCCUAUAGCAUGUGUUAGUGUACUUGCCAAAUUACAAAUACAGCAAUAUAGAAAUUUUGGCUUCAGUUUAAUUUACAAAAUAUAAACCUAAUGUAAGCUUGAAAAGUAAUGUUCUGUAUAAAUGCUUGAGAAAACAUAACUAGAACUUGUAGUGAAACCGUUCUCCAGUCUGUCUUCUUGAAGGGUCUGAUUGAACAAGCUCCAUCUAAUUACUAUAUUUAUCCAAUGUUGGCUGGUGAUUCAAAAUGUGCUAAUGUGGUAAACAAAUUUUCAUUUUUGUCCUGAAAGGAAAGUAAUUUUUAUAAUCAAACCAGCUCUGAAUAUAAUUGUUUGUUCACCUGUCCUAUCUGCUGAGGAUUGUUAAUAUUUUGAUGACAGAAUAUUGAAUUAUUUUUUUUACUUUUUUCUUUAAGAUCAUUUCAGUACUCUAACAUUUUUUUUAAGUUACACAGUUUUCCAACUUAGCAAGCUACCAGUAAAAAUAUUCACAAUAUCUUUGUAAUCUGAUGGAUGUAAAAAUGAGAUCUCAAUAUCUUCUAUGAAAAUGCCUUUAAUGUGGAACAUGGAUGUAUAUUUUUGACAAGCAAAAUUUGCUUUGUCAACUUGUGAUUAUGUCAUUCAAUUGUAUAUUUCUCAUGUGGAUAUUUUUAUGUUGUGAUUCCCUGCUGUUAAAAACACUUAUAUUGUUGUUGAUUUUUUUCUGUAAAUAUACAUAAUGUUGGUGUGUGAAAGGAUAACAUUUUAAAUUAGGCUUGUCAUAAGAAUUCCACAUUUGCUGCAUCAGCAUUUUCAGAAAAUAUUUCAGUGGGUCUACUAUAAGGGCAGCAUAUUGGACUGCAAUAAUGUCAGUUUGAUGAGUUAUCUUUGAAAAGGUUCAGCCACACAGAUAACUGAGCAAAAUAAAGACAUAUCGGCACCCUAGAACUAACCUUUUGGUAAUACAUGUAGUUAUGAAAUGGUCCAAUUUUGCAUUAUAAUUGACGAAUGACAGCUGCUACAGUAAGUAUUCUUCAUGUUGAGUAAAGCAACAUUGUGACCUAAAAUUUUAUGGUUGUCUUCAAGGUAAUAUUGGCAUCAUUUACAUUCAAAAAGCCUCUCUACUGAAUUGUUUUUUGCAUGUAUGGAUGUCUCUUUUAUUAAAUGUACAUCAUGUUGAUCGAAUUUCUAGAUGUUGUGUCCAUUUAAAACAUCUGUUUUGAAUAAGUGCUUAUCUUCACCUUCUGUCAAAGUUAUAAUGUCAGUUUCUAGGGUAACCAGUCAAUUCGUACCAUAGUCAUUUCGUACCCAAUUUUACCAUUUUGUACCCGUCAUUUUGUACCAUAGUUAUUUGGUCAUUUCGUACCCAAGUCAUUUCAUACCAUGGUUAUUUCAUACCAGGUCUGUUUGGUCAUUUCGUACCUCAAUCAUUUAUUGUGCAGCUUAGUUAAAUGAUGGAUAGUAAAAUGUCGAAUUACUGGUUUAAAAAAUAAACAUUAGACUAAUGCAAUUAUAUUUGAAGCCCCACCCCUUAAUAAAAAAAAAAAAAGAAAGAACAAGAAAAUUAUGAUCUAUUACUUUCAUCGCGCCUCGCAUUUUCGUUCAUCAUCAUAUUAAUUACCAACGACAACCUUGUGUUAGAAUAACAUAUCAAGAUCUAAGACAAGCCGAUCUAAAAAAACCCAUAAUUACCCAUGAAGACCAUGUGUUACAAGGUAUGUUUACACGGCAAUGUUUAUUCGUCAACAAUAAAAAUAAGAAGUGGCAUACCAUG
Molecule: messenger RNA, 5943 nt
Organism: Gigantopelta aegis
Lineage: Eukaryota; Metazoa; Mollusca; Gastropoda; Neomphalida; Peltospiridae
Product: AP-3 complex subunit delta-1-like
Exons: 34
Coding region: 131-3925 (1264 amino acids)
Biological process (GO): protein targeting to vacuole; neurotransmitter receptor transport, postsynaptic endosome to lysosome; synaptic vesicle budding from endosome
Cellular component (GO): membrane coat; presynaptic endosome; AP-3 adaptor complex
Source: RefSeq, a predicted model, not a curated record